AUGAUUUGCUUAACAGAAACUUGGUGUUCUGACGAAUCAUCCAGAAUAAAUUCAAACCUAAUAAUUCCAAAAUACAAACUAUUAUCUUAUGAGCGAAAAAUUCAAAAACGAGGAGGUGGAAUUAUGACAUACAUUCAUAAUGAUCUGACAACUAAAAUUAGAGACGAUCUUUUGGUUUCUGAUGCCGAUGGUGAGUAUUACUUUAUUAUAUUAGUUUCGCUUCAAGAUAUUAAUAUGCAAAAAGCUUUCAAGUUAAUUGUGCGAUCAGAUCAACAAGUUGUAUCAAGACAAACAUUACCUGAAGCUAUGUUAGAAUCAUACAGCAAAUGUGAUCCUGUCCCCAACCUUCAAGCACUUACUGUGUUUCGUCAUGAUGGCAAAGAUGCCCUUAAGUUCUAUACAGAUCCUGACUACUUUUUUGAACUUUGGAAGCAAAAAAUGAGUGUUGAAUUAGAAAGUAGAAGGCGUAAAAAGAAAAAAGAAAAUCGUGCAAAAAAACAAGAUACAGAAAAAAAGAUAGUUAAAGGAGUGAAGAAGAAAGAUGUUGGUAGAAAUGUUCCUGAUUGGGAAAUACAAGCUGGAAAACAAACACAUAUCCAAGAUGUUUGUGGAGAUACUCCAGAGAAAUCCAUAGAUUUGAAAUCUAGAACUCCAUCAAUUUCAUCAAAUAUUUUGCCGGGAAUCAAUGGCUCUCCAAAUUUUUCUCAAGAAAAAGCUGCAAAACGUAUGUCUACGACUUCAUUAAUAGGUAGACCAACAUCUGCUCCACCACCUCCUCCUCCUCUAUCUUUGGGUAGUAUGUCUCCAGUAUCAGUUUCUGAAUUACCUCAAUCACCACCACCAGCACCACCUCUUGGUCGUCAAAGUUUUGUACAAGCUAAACCAAACUCUCCACCACCACCACCUCCACCUCCUAUUGCAGUUGCAUUUACUCCAGAUUCAUCUAUUCCUCCACCACCUCCACUUGAUUUUAAUAAAACAGCUAUAGGGAAUCCUCCAAUGCCACCUCCACCUCCUACUGUUACUACAGUGCUGCCGCCACCUCCCCCACCUGUGGGUGUUAUAUCUAGUGGUCUCUUAAGUAGCGUCAAGCUAAGUGCUGCCAAACCACCUCAACCUGUUGAAGUUGAUCCACGAAACGAUUUGUUAGGUGCUAUUAGAAAAGGUAUGAAUCUUAAAAAAACUCAGCAAAUAUCAAAAGAGGAAAAACAACUUACUAUGGGAAAUGAUGUGGCUUCUAUUCUUGCACGACGUAUUGCAUUGGAAGUAUCAGAUAGCGAAGAAGAUGGUGAUAGUGACACUGACGAUGACUGGAGUGAUGAUGAAUAAUUUUUAUAUAUUUUAAAUAAUUUUAAAAAUAACUUUUAUAGUAAAA
Messenger RNA from Hydra vulgaris (swiftwater hydra), 1375 nucleotides. The record is from RefSeq and is a predicted model, not a curated record. Lineage: Eukaryota; Metazoa; Cnidaria; Hydrozoa; Anthoathecata; Hydridae.